This is a messenger RNA of Boeremia exigua, 879 nucleotides long. RefSeq lists its product as uncharacterized. The record is from RefSeq and is a predicted model, not a curated record. NCBI's taxonomy places the organism in Eukaryota, Fungi, Ascomycota, Dothideomycetes, Pleosporales, Didymellaceae. Bases 1 to 879 code for a protein of 292 amino acids. The transcript has a single exon.
AUGUUCGCAACCAACACAAAGCCUUAUCACCUCCCUUUCGAUGCGACAUGGUUCAUCACUGGAUGUUCAAGUGGCAUAGGCAAAGCCCUUGCACAGCACGUCGCAAGCAAGCCUUCGCAUCGGUUGGUCGCAACCGCGAGAAAGCUAACUGACCUUGCCUAUCUUUCUGGCAAUGAGUCCAAUAUUCUGAAGCUUGCGCUCGACGUCACAUCGCCCGACGCCGUCAGCCACGCCUUCAAGAUAUCUGUCGAGCAGUUCGGUACCAUCGACGUGCUGGUCAAUAGCGCAGGCUAUGCGCUCUCAGGCGAUACAGAGUCCGCCACCGAGGCUGAGUACCACGAGAUCAUGGAAACGAAUUUUUUCGGCACGGUGCGAACCACUCUUGCUGCUCUCCCGCACAUGCGCGAGGGCAAUAGAGGCGGGUUGAUCAUGAAUAUCUCAUCUGUCGCAGGUGUGUGCGCGUUUCCUGGACACGCCUUCUAUCACGCAUCUAAGCACGCCGUCGAGGGCUGGACAGAGUCUGUUGCGAAAGAAGUCAGUCAGGAUUGGGGGAUAGCGUUCUGCAUCAUCGAGCCUGCCGCUGUCAAGACCAAUUUUGAAGGGCACAGCAAGAAGAACACUGCACCGCAUCCAGCGUAUGCAGACCCUAAGAUGCCAACGAGGAUGCUGCAGAAAUACGUUGAUGCUGGUUUGAAGCAGGGGGUGGGUAUGGAGCAAGAGGAGGUAGCGAGGGUGUUAUACGAAGUUGCGAGUAAAGGAGAGAAGGUACCACUUCAUCUGCCAUUGAGCAUGAAUGCUUUUGGCUUGAUCAAGGGGGCGUUUGAAGGAAGAUUGAGAGCGCUAGAUGAUGUUGAGGAGGUCAGUGGGAGUUUGAGCUGA